AGCCCCCGAAGCAGCGGGGGCGGGCGCGCAGCGGCCCUGGAUAGAGCUGGCGAUGGAGAUCGGCAGUGCGGAGGUGCCGCCGCUGGUCGACGAGGGGCAAGUGAUCUUGAACGAUGAACCUGCCAGGGCGCCUCGGAGGAGGCGUGAGUGGAAGGUGCCGUCGCCCAGCGCAUCGAGGCCCGUCUCUCCGAGACUCGACGAGGACCCCGUGCUGGGCGCGCUCCGGGAGCUUCGGAGGGAGCACGGCCAGAUCCUCAACGAGAUCCUGUCGCGGCUGCCGCCCACCGGAGAGCUUCGGAGGGAGCACGGCCAGAUCCUCAGUGAGAUCAUGUCGCGGCUGCCGCCCGCCGGAGA
Messenger RNA from Prorocentrum cordatum, 354 nucleotides. The record is from the annotation of a GenBank genome assembly. Lineage: Eukaryota; Dinophyceae; Prorocentrales; Prorocentraceae.